Cladophialophora carrionii CBS 160.54 is the source of this 123-nucleotide messenger RNA. RefSeq lists its product as uncharacterized. NCBI's taxonomy places the organism in Eukaryota, Fungi, Ascomycota, Eurotiomycetes, Chaetothyriales, Herpotrichiellaceae. The transcript has a single exon. Bases 1 to 123 code for a protein of 40 amino acids. The record is from RefSeq and is a predicted model, not a curated record.
AUGCGUUUGAUAUCCAUGGCACCAAAACCUCGCUUUGCAACAAGGCGUACAACGAAUUAUAUCCUGUGGUGUCGGUUACCGCUGCAGCGUUACUCGCCCUGCGAAGAAGAGGAGCCCUCUUAG